Plasmodium yoelii is the source of this 4722-nucleotide messenger RNA. Its product is annotated as conserved Plasmodium protein, unknown function. The record is from RefSeq and is a predicted model, not a curated record. The coding region runs from base 1 to 4722 and encodes 1573 amino acids. NCBI's taxonomy places the organism in Eukaryota, Apicomplexa, Aconoidasida, Haemosporida, Plasmodiidae. The transcript has 2 exons.
AUGGACAAAAUAGAGCCAUAUAAAUUAUCUAUAAAGAAGGAAAAUGCACACACAGUUUUAAAUGAAAAUGAUAAAAAUAAAAAAAAAAACUUAUGUUCAGGCGAAAGUCUGGAUAAAUAUGAUAUUUUAUUAACACCAGAAUAUGUUCAGGGUUAUUUUGGAGAAAAAAAUAAUAUCCUUAAAUUUUCUUUUAAAAAAAUUAUUUACCCUUUCAAAAAUUUGAUAAUUAUAUAUGAUUUACUCAAUCAAUCUCAAUCAAUAUUUUCUAAACACAGGAAUAAGGUUAUUUUGGUGAGGUGUAAAGAAUGCUAUAAAACUGCUUUGAGUGUAGAAGAUUUAAAAGAUAAUGUAAAUAUAUAUAUAUGGAAUAAGACAAAUUUAAAAAUAUUAAUUAAUAUAAAAAUAAAAAAAAAAAUCUUUUUAGACAUUAAUUAUUUGAACAAUUCUAACAUUUUACUUUUAUGUAAAUGGUAUGAUAAAUUAAUAUUAUUUAUAUUUUCGUUAAUAUUGUGUAAAAAAAAAAAAAAAGUAAAAUUGAGAAAAAAGGGAGUUUACAUUAUCAAAUCUAUAAACGAUUUUUACAUAAAAAAAUAUGAAUACAUGAAAAACAAACCAACCAAAAAUAUUUUUAAAAAGUUAAGAGACAAAGGAAAACAAAAAAAAAGCAAUAAAGAUAGUGUAAGUCGAAUUAAGCACAUUUUAACCACUAUAAAAAAAAGAAAAAAGAAAUAUAUGAAUUGGUUAAAUAAUUAUACAAACAUAAAUCGAACGUCUUCCUCAUACGAACAAAAUACAUUGAAAGAAAGAACCAACAAAAUAUACAUAAGAAAAAUAAAAAAAGCAGAUAACAAUUUUUAUUUUAUAAAAAAUUACGAAAAAGAAAGAAUUUGUUUUUUUUACAUACAUUUUGUAAAUAUAUCAAAUAAAUGGAAAACAAAUAAUAAUAUUUUACUAAAAAAAUUUAAAUUAUUUAUAGACAUUAAAAAUACAAUUUGUAUUUUUAAUAAAAAAGACAUAUUUAUGUAUGUUCUAAAAAAUUGUAUCCUUUAUGAAAAAUUAAAAUACAAAAAUUAUAAAUGCAAUUUUUUUUCAAAUAACACUAAAUUUUUUUUAAUGAACCAAGGUUAUCACUUUUGUUCUAUUUUAUAUAUGACUUUGUUCAUAAAUAAUUUAUUUUUAAGUUACAAUUUUGGAGAAACAACUGAAGAAGAAAUUGAUAUGAAACAAAACUCUCCACACAAUUGUGUAGAAUAUUUUUAUAAUGAAAGUAACUUACUGGAAAAAAAUAAUUUUGUUUCCACUUCACUACAAAAUAAUAUAAUACAAAAAUAUUUAAUUCCAAAACUGGAUAAUUUUUUAAACACAGAAAUAUGUGUAAUUGAAAUUAUCACUUUAUUUGUUAUAGGAAAAGACGAUGAUAUAAGUAAAAUUAUUAGGUUACAAGAAAAUAUUGAAAAUAAUUGCACAUGGAGAAAAAAAAAAAAUAAUAAAAAUGUUGAAAAAACGUAUGAACAUUUCAUGCAAAAAAAACAAAAUAAAAAAAAAUUAAAUAGCUAUUUAAAAAAAUACUUAAUUGUUGGAACUGAAGAUGGCAUAAUUAUAGUUAUCGAUUAUUUAAAACCUCAUAAAAUUAUGCAUUUAGAAAAAAUAUGCAAUGAAAAUAUUGCUUCCAUUUUUGUUUUCCAAAAUGAUAUACUAAUAUUGACAGGAUUAGGGGUUUUGUAUUUUAUAAAUGCUCAUAAUUUUUCUACAUAUAAAUAUGUUGAUAUAUUUGAAAUAUUAAUUGGAAAAUAUAUAAGUCGUACAAAAUGUGCAGAAGCUAGCCAAAGUUUUUGUUCUAAUAGCUCGAUAAAACAUGAUAUCUUAAAUUAUUUUAGAGAAUAUGAAGAAGAAAAAAUACAAAAAACACCUCCACAAAAUAUAAUAAGAGAUAGUUUUACAAAUAUAAAAAUAGACAUCAAAAAGAUUAAAAAUAAAUGUCUGAAUAUAAAAGGUAACAAUUUUAUUUUAUCAGAGAAAAAGGAAAAUUUUUUUUUAAAAAGUAGUCAGCCAAAUCAUGAAAACAUAAAAAAAAAUUAUGACUUGUCAGAAAAAAAAAAACUUUCAAAUUAUUACAACAAUUUUAAUCGCUCUAGCCGCUAUAUUUGUUCAGGUAUAUUGUUAGAUAUUUACACAUUAGUAAUAGGGACUUCGCUAGAUGAGAUUAUUACAUAUAAUUUAUUAACAACUGAAAUGUAUUUUAUUUAUAAAAAAAGUAAAAAUAUAAAUUAUUUUUUAUGUGAAAACAAUAAUAUUAUAUAUAAUAUUGGAAACACACUAUAUAAAAGUAGUUUAAAUAAUUAUGAUAAUAGUUCUACCUUUUUAACUAUACCAAAUAUAUGUAUAACCGCUUUCUUGUUUUAUUCUGAUAUAUUAUUAAUAUGUGGAACUAUGAAGGGAAAUUUAUAUUUUUUUAGCAUUUCAGAUGGUAAUGUAAAGGUUGUAAAUAAAAUAGAUAAAAAAAAAUUUAUAGAGGAAAAAAAAAGACUUUUGCUAAAAUCUAAAAAUAGUCAAAAAAAAAAUUAUGAUAAUGAAUGGGUAAAAGAAAAAAACAAUGAUAUUAUCUUUAGUAUUAAUAAGUGUAUUACCAAAAGUUUAAGGAAAUGGAAUGUUAAUAACUAUAUUAAUUAUGAUAAUAAAAAAAAAAUUGGUUAUAAUAACAAUUUUGAUAGUAUUGUAAAAGAAAGUAAUAUAGAAAACGAUAAAAUAAUAGGACUUCUUUUUAAUAGAUCAAAAACAAAUCUUCUUUGUUCAUUUAAACAUGGUAUAUUUUUAUUACGAAUAGUUGUAAGGGGAAAUGAAAAGGUCGACAUAAAAUGUGUGCGUUAUUUUAAUGUUAGUAAUAUUAUGAAUAUUAAUUUGGUUAAAGAUUUUGAUAAUUUGUUUUUUAUAACAACGAGAGAAAAUAUCGAUAUUGGAUCCAAGAAUAUGACUAACAAUAAAAUUAGUAUCAAUCGGAGGGAAAAAUAUAAAAAACAUGUAGUGGAAUAUUUUUAUUCUCAUCAUUUAUGUUCAUUUAUUUCAGUAAAAAUAAAAAGAAGCAAAAUGGAUAAAAUUUAUUUUAAUAUAUUAUUUGAAAAUACAUGGUUCUAUGAAUUUUCUUAUUAUAAUGAUGGACAUUUUAUUUUAUUGGAAAAUAAUAAUAAAACUUUUGAUAACGAUCAAAAUAAAUGUAUAACAUUCUUAAACCCUUCUACUAUUAUAAUAUAUUCAUACUCUAUUAAUAGGUUUAAUAAAAAGCAUGAGUCAGGUAACAAAAAUAAUAAUGCUAUUGAUAAAAGAUUAUCUCAAAAUGAAAAAAGAAAUUCAAAUGUCAUUUUGGAUAGUAGACAAAAGCUAGCAAUGUGUGUGUCUAUAAACAGUGGCAAAAUAUAUAAUACAGAGGAAAAAAAUAAUUUUUCAAAAUAUGGAAAUAUCCAAACUAGUUCUUUUGGUACUAAAAAUAUAUUUGGUAAUAAGGACAACUUUUUUUAUGAUAGCAAUAAUAAUCCCAUUUCGUAUAAUAAUGAAGGAUCAGAAUUUCAUCAAAAUGUAGAUAUAAAAAAUGUAGAUUUAAAAAAUAGUUUAAAAAGGGAAAAUACAAAUUUGAUUGCAAACAGAACUAGUUAUAAUGACCAUGAUGAAAAAAAAAAAAAAAAAAAUUAUACAAAAUAUAAAACUCUAAGAAAUAUUAUACAAAAGAGAAAAAAUAUAGAACUUUGUAAUUAUAAAAAUAUAAUUUAUGAAAAAAAUUAUAAUGAUAAACAAAUAUUAAAUUAUAUACAGAGAAAUAUUUAUUAUAAGGAAAAUAAAACAAAAGAAAAUUUAUUUUUUGCAUUAGACAACAAUGGUGAACAAGAACAAAAAAAAGAAGAACUAUCAUACCAGUUUAAUGAAGACAAAAAGAAAGAAAAUUUUAUAAUGUAUAAUAAUGAGGGGAAAACAUUUGCCAAAGAAAUUGGUUAUGCUAAUGAGGAUAGAGUAAAUAAAUCCAAAUUGUAUAUAACAAGAUACUUAAAAAAAUAUUUACAAAUAGAUAUAGUGGAAGAAAAUAAAAAAAAAGAAGAAAAAUAUUUUAGUAAAUGUGUACAAGAAAAACAUGAUAAACUAAAUGACCCACUAAUAAAUAAUGGUAAAAAUGACAAUAAAUUUAUUUCAUUUUUAAAUAAUUCUAAUAGUGUUACAAAAUUUUCAUCUAUCUAUAAAAAUAAUGAUAUUACCAUGUGCAAAGAAAUGAAUUCAAAAAAUGUUUUUUUUCAACAUAAGAUCAGAAAUAUGCAUCUUGAAAAUAAAAGCACAAAAAUAAUCCCUGUAGAAAAUGAACAAAUUAACUCAAGGAUUCUAAUUGGUACUAAGAAAAUGGAGAUUAAUAAACAUGAGCAACAUAAUGGAAGUAAGGAAGGUUUUCCUGUUAUCAGAAAAAACAUUGAAAAAUAUGGAAAAAAAAAUUAUUAUCGAAAUAUGUGUAUAAAUACGACGGUACCACCCUGGAAAAAUUCUUUAUAUUUUAAUAAUUUUUAUAAUUUCGAAUGUGGGAAUAAUAUUAUUGAUAAUAAUUUCUAUGACAUAUUUUAUGACCCAAAUUUUAUAGACGGUACAAAAAAUUAUACGAAGAAAAUAAAUAGCAUAAAAUAUGAUAAUGAUGUACCACAUUCUUAUAAUUUUCAAAAAGAUGGAUAUAAUAAAAAUCAAUUAUUCAAUUAA